Molecule: messenger RNA, 2822 nt
Organism: Pecten maximus
Lineage: Eukaryota; Metazoa; Mollusca; Bivalvia; Pectinida; Pectinidae
Exons: 5
Coding region: 724-1506 (260 amino acids)
Source: RefSeq, a predicted model, not a curated record
UAUCGUUUGUUAUACACAAGAUAAUUCAUUACAUUGUUGCAAAAUCAAGUUUUUUGACGACUAUAUACCUUGAAGGUUGUGUGGUGUCUUAAUAAUGCAUUUUCUCUUUUCCCUUUAUCUAUUCUAGCAUGCACCUGAGCUAAAAUCAAUAAACAGCACAGUGAUACAAUCAUCUGUUCAAUAUUUAAACACCCCUGAGAAUAUGUAGAAGUCAUGCUGUUUGCCCAAUCUCUCGGUAGUACAUUCCUUGCUAUUGGGUAAAGUGCCAAACUAUAAUACCCAUCUACAAACUCUCCAUCAAAGACAAGUUAAUUUUCUUCAAUUUCACUUCACUCGGGAGUUUGUAUAUAUAUAUGGUAUAUGCACCACAAUUAAUCUUGACAAUGUUUAAUUUGUGCUCACAAAAGCAGCCGGAUAAUUAGGAUGUGUGCAGCCGACCAAAUAUAGUACAAUGUGCAUUGAUGACAAUUUACCUGGGGACAGAGACAGAUGACAGUCUGUCUAGGUAUCAUUAGCAGGCUGAUGCUGGUAGAAUGAAUGUGCAAUUAUAUCAUGCAAAAGUCUUAUUGAUUUUUAAUGUAAUAUUGGUGACUGUCAAAUGACAAGAUACAGUAUAUCAUGGACAGAAGAGACAAUACCACAGUCUGUUGAAAAUUCCUCGGCUGUGAUUCUACAAAAAUCAAGAUCCCAGUGAAAGAACAGGUGAGAAACAUUGACGUCACAAUGGCCUAUAACAUACGCUUGAUCGUUCACGUUGCUUGUGGAUGUGCCGCGUUGUCGCUGUCACUCCUCACGAUUGGCUUCGCCACUCCCGGCUGGCUGGUUGUCAGGGUAACACCCAAAGACACUUCGAUAUGGAACUUCAAUCAUAAGGACCGAGAGGUGACGGUGUACGUGAGCGUGUUUUUCGCGAGGGCCUGCACGAGUCAGCUGUGUGUGCUGACCAGUAUACAAGACGGUAUGGACAAGUCUGAACAGAACAUGGUCCACAAACAUCUGUCCAGGGGUAUGAGCUGGAACAUUGAGAUACAGGUAGAGUCGAUCAUCACGUUAUUCUGUGCAUUGGUUGGACUUGUCCUUCUCAUAACCUUCAACAAGACCAAAGCUUCAAAGAAGGGGCUGGGCAUCGCUGGGCUCUUCUGUCACCUAGUCUCGGCUAAUCUGGUUACCGUCCUCAUACUGAAAAUGGCAGCUAUCAAUGGUCAGAUGGAGUUGUACGAGGACAACGAGUUUCAUUUCGAGGUGUGGACACCUUACUCAAUCGCCAUUAUCGGUGUGGGAGGAUUGAUGUCAUACCUGACGUCUCUGUUCUGUAUCGUCCUAGUCUGUGCGCAGCAGUCGAAAAACGUGCCUGUUGUCGUGGAUGGAGAGGAUACACAAGAUGAUGGUCAGCGUCCAAACGGCAACUGUAUCCACUCAAAUUUUAACGGCUACACUGUGAUUCUACAGGACUUUCAAACAUGUGGUACAAUUCCAGAAUCUUCAACGGUGGAAUCAUUUAGAUAAAAUGGUCCAUACUUCUAUUUAUUGACCAUAGCGGCACAAUGGUUACACGUUUGCCUUUCACCUAGGCGGCCGGGGUUCGAUUCCCCGAUCGGACGUAAAAAGGGUAUGAGUCAUCUGCUCGCCCACGUGAGUUUUAUCUGGGUUUCCCGGUUUCCUCCCACAAGACCUUCCAACUUCAAUUACUGAAGACAUGUUGGAAUUCUCUGCUGUAAAGGGUAAUUAGUGUAUCUGUUAAUGAACUGCGGUACAAAGAUAAUUACGAACCUCCAACGAGAGCAUAUCAAUGUAAUUUCUAAUGGAUUUAAAAAUUAGAAACGUUCGAAUGUCUCAAAGGACGUUAAACAGUGUACAAGUAUGUCUGAACAACAUCUUACCCUUGGAGUGGAUUUCAAACUCGCGCCCAGAGGUGGAGGGCUAGUGAUUAAGUGUCGGGACACCUUAACCACUCGGCUACAGCGGUCCCUUGUUAACAUAAACCAUUGUACAUAGCGCCCUCUCCCAGUAUACAUCUUAUGAUAUACUCGUGAACUUUCGGUUUGUAUAAAACAAUGUACAUGUAUGUGAACACCCUCUCCCAGGAUACGUCAAAUAAUGUAUUGGUGUACUUUGUAUGUGUGAACCACCAGUUGACAAGCUGGAUUCCAAAGUGAACAUCAAACGAUGCACGGUUUCUCCUUCCGCUGUUACAGACAAUGUGAGUGUGAACACAUAACAGGCGAAAGAUUGGAAACCUGUUAGUGUAGCAUGUCGUGUAUAAUCUAUAAAUUCUGUUACAAUUUACUAAAUUUAUUGUAAUAUAAUGUCUUCGUGUUUAUGUAGAUCUAUGGAUUGAUAAAUUAACCAUUUAAUGUUGUACAUGAUAUGCAAUAUGCACAUGAGAGCGGAAGAAAAUAUUCAUCUAUCGAAAUUAAUCAUAAUUAUCAUAAUUAAUCAUAAUUAAUCAUAAUUAUCAUUAUCAAUCGUAUCAUAAUCAUCAACACCAUACAAUGGAUAUGUAUUGUAAAUGUGAGUAUCGCAUAAAAUCCCUGCAAUGAUUGUGGUCUUUAACAAGAUAACAAGAACCGGGAGUUGUUAAUCAUAAUAAAUUAUUUAUUUCCUGUUAAAGACUUUAGAUUUGAAAGGGCAUUAAGGGACUUAGUUGCUUCAGAAGCACGUUUAUAAUGUACUGAAAUGUAGCAUUUGUAUGCAAUUGACCUUUUAAGCAUUUUAAGAAAAUGUUGAUAUGAUAUUAUUCGUAUUGAGGAAGUAUCGUUUCAUAAAAAUAUGAUAUUACAUGAUUAGACUAAUAAAGCUGAUUAUGAAAGUGCGAAAUGACA